CUUCUUUUCCCGUGACCGGCAGCGGCAGCGGCGGCGUUGGCAGCGUUAGGCGGCGACGGCGGCGCCUCUUCCUAAUUCCGGCUUCUCCUAGUGCAGGUUAAAGAAAGUCAAGCCGUGAUGGAUAUCUAUGACCCCCAGACCUUGGGAGUUAUGGUGUUUGGUGGAUUCAUGGUCAUUUCAGCCAUUGGAAUCUUCUUGGUAUCUACAUUCUCCAUGAAGGAGACAUCCUAUGAAGAAGCCCUAGCCAAUCAGCGUAAGGAAAUGGCAAAAAAUCACCAUCAGAAAGUGGAAAAGAAAAAGAAGGAGAAACCUGUGGAGAAGAAGGGACGGGCAAAGAAAAAGGAAGAGAAACCCAAUGGGAAAAUACCUGAACCAGAAUUGUUUCCCAAUGUAACUGUCAUCUCCAAAGACCCCAUUCCUGAGAGAGGUGUGGUGGUGGCUCCUAUUGUGCUAGAACCUGUCAAGUCUUCAAAAUCUCAAUCGGCAUUAGCAACAGUACCACCACCAAAAGCAACAGUGGGGCAACCAACCAAAGGAGUAGCACCCUCACCACCACCAUCAACAAAAGGAGCAUCAUCUCCAACAAAAGGAGCUGCAGCAGCCCAGCCAAACAAAGGAGCAGCAGCAGCAAUACCACCAUCAACAAAAGGAGCAGCAGCAGCACAGCCAGCUAAAGGAGCAGCAGCAGUGCAACCAAACAAAGGAGCAGCAGCAGUGCAACCAAACAAAGGAGCAGCAGCAGCACAGUCAGCUAAAGGAGGAGGAGCAGCAGCACAGUCAGCUAAAGGAGGAACAACAGCAGCACAGCCAGCUAAAGGAGGAGCUGCAGCAGCACAGCCAGCUAAAGGAGGAGCUGCAGCAGCACAGCCAGCUAAAGGAGGAGCUGCAGCAGCACAACCAACUAAAGGAGGAGCAGCAGCAGCACAACCAACUAAAGGAGGAGCAGCAGCAGCACAACCAACUAAAGGAGGAGCAGCAGCAGCACAACCAACUAAAGGAGGAGCAGCAGCAGCACAACCAACUAAAGGAGGAGCAGCAGCAGCACAACCAACUAAAGGAGGAGCAGCAGCAGCACAACCAACUAAAGGAGGAGCAGCAGCAGCACAACCAACUAAAGGAGGAGCAGCAGUGCAGCCAACAAAAGGAGGAGCAGUAGCAGUGCAACCAAACAAAGGAGCACAACCAUCAAAAGGAGCAGCAGCACAACCAACCAAAGGAGCAGCAGCACAACCAACCAAAGCAGUGCCACCACAAACAAAAGGAGCAGCAGUAUCACCAGGAAAAUCUGUAGCUGUGGCGGUGGCCCCAUCUUCCUCAGUAGAACAUGAGGCAACAGCAACACCAUUAGGGAAGCGAGCAGCAAAGGCAGCUCGGGCAGCAGCAGCCCAGGCUGCAGCAGCCACCCAGGCAGCUGCAGUUCAGGCAGUACCAGUAGCGUCAGCAUCUUCAGUGGGGCAAGGGGCACCCGCGCCAUUGGGAAAGCGGGCAGCAAAGGCAGCUCGGGCAGCAGCGGCAGCAGGAGCAGCAGCAGAGGCAGCAGUGCAGGCAGUACCAGUGUCACCAGGAGAGCAAGGAGCAGCAGUAUCAGCACCAUUAGGGAAACGGGCAGCAAAGGCAGCUCGGGCAGCAGCGGCGGCGGCAGCGGCAGCGGUAGCUGCUGCAGAGACAGCAGUUCAGGCAGUACCAGUAGUGCCAGAAUCACUAGUGGGACAAGAGGCAGGGGUAUCAGCACCACUGGGGAAGCGGGCAGCGAAGGCUGCUCGGGCGGCAGCGGCAGCGGCAGCAGCAGCCCAGGCAGCAGCAGCAGAAGCAGCAGUGCAGCUAGUACCAGCCUCACCAGUAGGGCAAGGAGCAGCAGCACCAGUGGCAUCUGGAGGACGGGCUGCAGCAAGGGCAGCUCGGGCAGCUGCAGCAGCACAUGUAGCAGCGAAAACAGCUUCUGCCCAGGCAGUACCAGUGGUGCCAACAUCACCAGUAGGGCAAGGGACUCCACCAGCACCAGCCUCAGGGGCUCGGGCAGCAUCGAAGGCAGCUCGAGCAGCAGCAGCAGCAACGCAAGCAGUGCCAGUAGCGCCAGUAGCAGCUGUGGUAGCAAGUACCCCUGCAUCCCUGCAAGGGCAACCUGCUUCAUCCCCUAAGGAAAAGAGGAAGAAGGAGAAGAAGGUGGCAAAGGUGGAGCCAGCACCCAACCCUGUUGUGAGUUCCAUACAUGUCCUUUCCUCCAAGUCCUCAGUGCUUGAAGCUGCUCCCAAAGAGGUCCCCGUGGUUGCUGUUCCUCCUGUUGGCACAAAGACUAGCACCCCUACUACCAACUUAGCCCAUGGCAAAAAGACAGAAGUAAUUGUCAACCAUGAGGAGCCAAAGAAUGAAGCCCCAUCAAAGAAGAAAUCUUCCAAGAAAAAGAGUGAGCCAACUCCAGCAGAUUCUGAUGGCCCCCUCUAUCUACCCUAUAAAACUCUGGUGUCUACCCUCCGAAGUACAGUUUUCAAUGAAGGAGAAGCCCAUUGUCUCAUCGAAAUCUUAUCAGAGAAGGCUGGCAUUAUCCAGGAUACCUGGCAUAAGGCUACUCAAAAAGGCGAUCCGGUAGCAGUUUUGAAGCGACAGCUAGAAGAAAAGGAAAAGCUACUGGCUACCGAACAACAGGAUGCUGCUGCUGCCAAAAACAGACUGAGAGAACUUAAUAAGGAGCUUGCAUCCGAGAAGUCAAAGGCAGCUGCUGGGGAAGCCAACGUGAAAAAACAGCUCUUGGCCAGGGAGCAAGAGAUUGUGGCUGUACAAGCCCGUAUGAAAGCUAGUUACCGGGACCACAUGAAUGAAGUGCAACAGCUACAGGGGAAGAUUCGAAGUCUUCAGGAACAAUUGGAGAAUGGACCAAAUACACAGUUGGCUCGUUUACAGCAAGAGAACUCAAUUCUGAGGGAUGCUUUGAACCAAGCAACCAGUCAGACUGAGAGCAAGCAGAAUGCCGAGCUGGCCAAGCUCAGGCAAGAGUGCUGUAAGCUCACAAAAGAAGUGGCUGAAAAAUCUGAGGCUGUGCACCAGGAGGAAGAGCAAAAGAAGAGCCUGGAGGUCAAAACUGCAGCCUUGGAGAAACAGGUCCACCAGCUUCAGGUUUCUCAAAAAGAAAAAGAAGACACUCUCCAGAAGAGACUGGAUGAAGUGAGCGGAGAGCUUCGCAAGUCCCAGUCCAGUUACAAAAAUCUUUUGGCAGACUUAGAAAAAGCAAAGGGAGAUCAGCAGAACAUUACUGAAUUGCGUAGCAAAUUACAGUCCUCUGAAACAGAGGUGAAAAGCAAGUCUGAAGAGUUGAAUAAACUCAAAGGAAAGCUGUUGGAGUCUAGUACAGAGAAUGCAAAGCUCACAGAAAGAAUUAAAUCCAUCGAGACUCUGUUGGACGCUGGCCAGGCUAAGGAAGCCAAAGAUGCCCAGGCUAGCCAAGCAGAGGUGGACCAGUUGCAAGCAAGGCUUAAAGAGCGUGAGGUCCAGGUAGCAUCCUUGGAAAAGGAAGCCACGGAAUUGAAGGAAGCUGUUGAGCAGCAAAAACUAAGAAACAAUGACCUUCGAGAAAAAAACUGGAGAGCAAUGGAAGCUUUGGCUUCUGCUGAAAAAGGAUGUGAGGAGAAACUGAAUUCUUUAACCAAAGCAAAGGAAGAAGUAGAGAAACAGUAUAGCAUCUCUCAGAGAAAAACAAAAGAAACUCUUCUCUCCCUCUUCCCUGACAUCUCAAUAGCCACCCAACAGAGUUAUGAUGAGUGGCUCCAGGAAUUCAAAGAGAAGAGCACAGAAGCUGGGAAGCAGAAAGCACCGGCUGGAGUGUCUUUGGAUUUAGCCUCUAAGUUAAAAGAGGCUGAGGAAGCCCAAAAUACUUUACAGUCCGAAUGUGACCAGUACCGAACCAUCCUUGCAGAAACGGAAGGCAUGUUGAAAGACCUUCAGAAGAGUGUGGAGGAGGAAGAGCAGGUAUGGAAAGCCAAGCUCACAGUAUCAGAAGAAGAACUACAGAAGUCACAAAUCAAAGUGAAACAUCUUGAAGAAUCCAUGGAGAAGUUAAAAGGAGACCUACAGAAUACAGCUCAGGUCAAAGAACAUGCAGCUCUCUUAGAGGCACGGCUGGAAGAACACAUGUCGGCAUCCACUGCAGAAUGUCAGAAAUAUGCAAAAGAGGUAGAGUUGUUGAGGGAUCUUUUAACAGAAGCCCGAGAGCAAAUGGAUGCAACUAACAGUGAAGCACAGAAGCAGAGCAAGGAACUUGCGCUGGUCAGGAAGCAGUUGAGCGAAAUGAAGAACCAUGUACAGGAUGGUGAAGUUGUUGGGUCGCAGGCUGACCUAACUGAGCAGGAACCUCUCGAGCUGAAAACACAGCUAGAGCAGACAGAAAUGCUCCUAGAGAAGGAACAGAUCCAGCGGCAGAAGCUUACAGCGGAAUUUGAAGAGUAUGGUGGCAGUGCUGUGCUGCUAAGCCCAGAGGACUCAGAGGAGCAGGCCUAUAAGUAUUGGAGGGAGCUGGGAUAUCAUGCGGGGACCUACUCUACUGACAGGUACCUCCAAGUAAGAAAAUUUUCUUUUGUGAUUCUACAUAAAAGAUUAUUCUGAGAAACAUUCCACAGCCUUCACCAGAUGACCAGAGGGAUUCAUGACACCACAAAAGUAAAGAACCCAAGUAGUUCUGUGGAGUCCUGUGACUGUUGGCUCUCCUUUUUGUAAUAAGCCUUUCUGAUUCUAGGGCAACAAGCUCAUAAUGUACCCCACACUGAAAUGGAAACCCUCCUAGCUUAAGUAGGACCUGCUGAAUCAUGGCUUUGAGGUCACAGAAACAUGUCUAUGCCAGGAGGACAUAGCAGAGUUGGAGUUCAGUCAAGUGACCUGCAUGUGAAUCUCAAACCAUAAUAGCCUAACAAGUUGCUGUUCCAUGAAAUUUGCAACAGCUUUUUCUCCCCCUUGUUUGUCCUCUCCUUUAACUCUUUGGCCAUCUUCUCACCCCAUCAUUGCUUUAAACGCUAGGCCAAAGGAUUAGAAUCCACUUGGAGCUAAUGCUCACAGGAUCCCUGCAAAAUGAGCCCAGUAGGAUUGGGGAAGGUCUAUUUGAUUUAAGGGCCCUCUUGGUUUCCCUGGAUCCUUCGAGACAACUUAAGUCCCAUCCUCUCUAUGAGUCUUUCCUGGUCCCUGCCAGCUGCCAGCGCCUUUCUCUUUUGGAUUGCCUUCAUUUAUUCUGUCUAGUAUGUACCUUGAUAGUUACACAUUGUCUCCCCCAUUGCAGUGUACACUUCUUAAUAAAUGCUUUUCACCAACUAGAUGAAUAUUACAGGCAAAGGAGAGUAAUUAUGCAUACUGCUUAAUUUAGUGCUGUACACACAUUCUCCUUUUCAAGUCUGAAACACUGAAACAUCUGUUAAUAGGAGCUCAGUAAUUACCUUUUUUCAUCUGGUGCUCCACAAAUACUCUGUUAUGGGCAACAAGACUCUAUUUGGAGUUCUACCUCUGCCAUUUAUUGGGCAGUGAUGACCUUAACUGUCAAUCUCCUAAUCUCAGUGUAUUGAAGUUUCCUUGUCUCUAAAAUGAGGAUAAGAGUAUUUCUAAUGUCUGCCUGCCUCGGUUGUUACAAAGAAAGCCCUCGGUCAAUGUUCCAUAAAUCUGAAUUGUCCUCAUUGUCAUAACGACUAGGUAAUGAUUAAUUGUUGGCAUCAGAAUUUGAUGCUUAUGCUCUUAAUACUGUCUUGCAUUCCCUCGUCUUAUUUCUGAUUUUGACUAUUUGGGUGCUCUAGAUAGAGUAUUUAACCGGGUCCUAUCUUCUGCUUCCCUGAAACUCUCUUUA
This is a messenger RNA of Antechinus flavipes (yellow-footed antechinus), 5812 nucleotides long. It is a transcript of the gene RRBP1, whose product is annotated as ribosome binding protein 1. Bases 118 to 4593 code for a protein of 1491 amino acids. The transcript has 22 exons. Lineage: Eukaryota; Metazoa; Chordata; Mammalia; Dasyuromorphia; Dasyuridae. Gene Ontology annotation, cellular component: endoplasmic reticulum membrane. The record is from RefSeq and is a predicted model, not a curated record. Gene Ontology annotation, biological process: protein transport.